AUGUCUGCUAGUCCCUCUCCAGCUGCCGGUGGUGACGCCAAGCAGGCCGAUCAGAUUCACUUCCGAUUCUGCCGCGAGUGCUCCAACCUGCUAUACCCCAAGGAGGACCGUGCCACCAACCAACUCAUGUUCACUUGCCGCACCUGCCAUGUCGGUGAACCCGCCAGCUCCUACUGUGUCUACCAAAAUAAGCUCAACAGCCAAGUUGGUGAUACCGCCGGUGUCACCCAGGAUGUGGGCUCCGACCCCACGGUUUGUCUCCCAAGAUUUCCCUUUAUCGAUGGCUUUUGCUAUCUUUGCGGGGAUGAACUCUCCUGCUAUAUUUGCGGCGAGCUGCCUAACCUGGCUCACGUGGAAGAUGACGAUGAUAGCCUGGAACGCUGUUUCGAGAGCCAGUGCAGCCUCAGCUCAAAACGCCUUUAG
Penicillium longicatenatum is the source of this 423-nucleotide messenger RNA. RefSeq names its product DNA-directed RNA polymerase II core subunit RPB9. The transcript is spliced from 2 exons. Gene Ontology annotation, cellular component: RNA polymerase II, core complex. Gene Ontology annotation, biological process: transcription-coupled nucleotide-excision repair; maintenance of transcriptional fidelity during transcription elongation by RNA polymerase II; transcription initiation at RNA polymerase II promoter. The record is from RefSeq and is a predicted model, not a curated record. The coding region runs from base 1 to 423 and encodes 140 amino acids. Gene Ontology annotation, molecular function: DNA-directed RNA polymerase activity. Lineage: Eukaryota; Fungi; Ascomycota; Eurotiomycetes; Eurotiales; Aspergillaceae.